AUGGACAGAUAUCGGUUUGAACUACUAUACAUGAUUUUUGGGAUACGUUUCUUUUUUCAAGUCCGGCUUGAAACGGUCCUUAGAGAAGUCCCUACAGAUGCACUUCUAGAGGUCCUAAACGAGUUCACUCACGGGAAGCAAGACUCUGUGAGCAAGCCAGAGUUCCAGCGCGUGCUGUCCGACAUACUCCUUGGGAUGGCGGCUGGGCUGAAGAGGGACCCGAUUGUGAUCCUUAGGAUAAACGGGGAGGACCUGAAUGAGUUCGUUGAGAGUCGGAGGUAUGAGCCUGAAGCCAUGGCCAUAUUUUCACAAGUGGGGUAUGCCGACAACGCAACGCUGCGCCAGUGCUUGUUGGCCGUUCUUGGACAGCUCAGGGUCGACCACGGCAUGCCACCAGCUUCUGAUUCCUGGGUCAUGGAGAAUGUUGUGGAGCCUGCGUUGCAAGAACUGUCUGCUAAUCAGCUCGAUCAGCCUGUUUCCCAGGAAGUCUUCUUCCAAGAAUUCAGGAAAUUUCUGGGCAUCAUCGCUCUAAGACUGCAACAGCACCCUGUGAUCGUCGCCCAUACAGAGAAUACCUUUGACGGGAGUGGUAUCAGGAGGCUACUGUCGAACAAGUUCGAAUUCGACAAGCUGCUGGAUUCUGUAUGGAGACACGUUCCGAAAGAACACAAAGAUAAAACUUCGAAGGAGUACCUCCGGAUUGCGCUUGAUAGGAUUGCGGAUUCGGCGAGUCUCCCACCUUUUGGAGCAGUUGAUCAGGUGGAUGCUGUGGUGAACGAAGCAUUCAAGAUGGCGAAAGCUGAUGACCUGAAGGCGGUGGACGAAGCAGAGUUCAAGAAGCUGCUGACAGAGUUUCUUGGGGCCAUCAUGCUGCAGUUGGACGGCAACCCGAUCGCUGUCUCAACCAACACCGUCGUCCAUGAGCCCAUGUCCACCUCCUCCACCCUGUUGUCACCGACGCCGCUGUCUCCAAUGGUGUCCUCACCAAGUGAAUAA
This is a messenger RNA of Miscanthus lutarioriparius, 996 nucleotides long. The record is from the annotation of a GenBank genome assembly. NCBI's taxonomy places the organism in Eukaryota, Viridiplantae, Streptophyta, Magnoliopsida, Poales, Poaceae.